Molecule: messenger RNA, 1749 nt
Organism: Polypterus senegalus (gray bichir)
Lineage: Eukaryota; Metazoa; Chordata; Cladistia; Polypteriformes; Polypteridae
Product: tigger transposable element-derived protein 1-like
Exons: 2
Coding region: 1-1749 (582 amino acids)
Cellular component (GO): nucleus
Molecular function (GO): DNA binding
Source: RefSeq, a predicted model, not a curated record
AUGUCUACAAAACGAUCUGCUGCUGCUACUUCUGGAGUCGUGCCCAAGUGCCAAUGGAAGAGGUUAACAAUUGCUGAAAAGGUACAAUUCUUGGACAUGUUGAAGCAAGGGAAAAGCUAUGCCGCUGUAGGACGCCACUACGGCAUCAACGAGUCCACGGUUCGUUACAUUAAGAAGGAUGAAAAGAGCAUUCGAUCUACGGCCGCAGUGUCCUUUAACCAGGGUGCGAAACGAAUUGUAAGUGGACACUGCCGGAAGAAAAACAUUCCCGUGGACACCAAUAUCAUCCGAGAAAAGGCCAAGCAACUUUAUGAUAGGUUUGCGGAUGCCGGAGAUGCUCUAGACGACGAUCUUCAACCUGGAACUUCUGCUGAAUCCCCCAGAGAGAGCUGUGAAUUUACUGCCAGCAAGGGCUGGUUUGAAAAAUUCAAAAAAAGGUUCAACUUGGCCAGUGUGAACCUGCAAGGAGAGGCUGCCUCCGCAGACAAAGCCGCAGCCGAGAAAUAUGUUGCGGACACGUUCACGGCGAUCAUUAAAGAAGGCGGAUAUCGGCCUGAAACUGUGUUUAAUAUGGAUGAGACAGCCCUAUUUUGGAAGCGGAUGCCGUCUCGUACUUUUAUCAUGAAGGAGGAGGCAAGAGCCCCGGGGUUUAAGGCUCACAAAGAUCGCAUCACGCUGGUCAUGUGCGCCAAUGCUGCGGGCUUUAUGAUAAAUCCUGGGCUCGUUUAUAAGUCCAAAAACCCCUGGGCCCUGAAAAAUAAAAAUAAAAACCUGCUGCCUGUGUACUGGAUGCACAACCCGAAGGCCUGGAUUACGAAACGCCUAGCGUCGGAUUGGUUUCACCAAUGUUUCAUCCCAGAGGUAAACAUCUACCUGGCAGAGAAAGGGCUGGAGUUCAAAGUCCUUUUACUUCUGGACAAUGCUGGAGGUCAUCCCUUGGAUCUAUCCUACCAAGGUGUAAAAAUAGAGUUCUUGCCGCCGAAUACGACGUCACUGAUUCAGCCAAUGGAUCAAGGAGUUAUCCGGGCUUUCAAGGCAUUGUACACCAAGAACAGCCUGCAACACAUGGUCGAGGCAAUGGACACGGACGAUGACUUUUCCCUGAAGGAGUACUGGCGUAAGUACGUGAUCACAUCGUGUAUGGUGAACGUGCAGAAGGCCCUUAACGAUAUGAAGAAAGGGACAGUUAAUGCCUGCUGGAAGAAAUUGUGGCCAGAAGUUGUGCAUGACAAGGGCUCUUCUGCAGAAGAAAUUCAGCACUCGGCGGUUGACAAGUCAGUCAGGCUGGCAAAACUGCUAGGAGGAGAAGGAUUCAACGACAUGACCUGUGAUGACGUCAACGAGCUGCUCGAUGCCCACUCCGAGCCGCUGAGCGAAGAAGAUUUGGCCGAGAUGACCAAGUCAGCGAGCGAAGAAGACGACGACCCAGGCCAGGAAGAAGACGACCCCGGCCUAACUCUUGAGCGUCUCGCGACCAUUCUACGAAUGGCAAAAGAUCUACAAACAUCAGUCGAAGAAUGGGACCCGCAAAUGAUUCGUUCUUUGCAAUUUAAAAAUGCUGUUGACGGCGCCACGGAAGUGUACAGGAACCUCUUUACACAAAUGAAAAAGCAGCGCCACCAACUGCCCAUCACGAUGUUCCUCACCCACAAAACACUGCCUAGUAUGCCUUCAGUGGAAGAAGAAAGUCCAGAUGACGGCGGCGGUGCUACACAGUCGCCUGAAGAGGCUCCUUUAGAACCGCUGUGA